AUGACUUUUCCUGUCACCUUCCUCCCAGUUAUUUCAACCCCGCAGAAAGCACACAUAGCCUUACCUCUUGCAGGUAAAUGCAGUCACGCACCUGCUCUAGUGACUCACAAGGAUUCCGUGGAUCAUGUCGCUGUCCAGGCCCUUUUGUCCGCCUUCGCCACUGCGUCCACGUCAGGCACAGCACAUCCACCACACUUGCUCCAAACGCUUGGCUUAGUACUGUUGCACUUGAUUAAUGGCAAUGCGACUGCUCCCAUACUCCCCGUCCAACGUAUGACUAAACUCCUGGCGCCUCUCACUUCCACACUAACUCAGACCGUUCAUCGGACAGAUUCUUUUGACAA
Dicrocoelium dendriticum is the source of this 344-nucleotide messenger RNA. The record is from the annotation of a GenBank genome assembly. NCBI's taxonomy places the organism in Eukaryota, Metazoa, Platyhelminthes, Trematoda, Plagiorchiida, Dicrocoeliidae.